CAUAGCAACCAAGCAUGGCGACGGACAGGCGUCCUGAUCUUGGUGCUGGAGACAGCAUUAUUAGCAAGCUUGCUGGCUAAUUAAAUCCAGACAGUGAUACAACAUUUGAACCAACAUUAGCAAUCUACCUAGAUUUUCGUCCAACACCGAUGUGUUGGACGACGGAGCAUGGGAUACAUUGCCUAUAUUAUGGAUUCAAAAAGAGUAAAUGCAUGGCCUGUUCCAGUAAACCAAAGUGCACCACAAGGGGAGAAUAUUUUGAAAACCAGUCCUUUCUGUCCUCGGUCAUCGAGCAGACUCACUCAGUAUAUUAUUCAAGACCACAUGGUUUCUCAUUAUAAAAAGGUUUACUCAGCUAAAGCUGCUAUUGAUGCCUCUGUUCCUAAAAGCAUGUUACACAGUGUUAAAUACAAUGACCAGUUGCAGCGAGACCAGUUGAUGAGAGAACGUUCCAGGUGUGAGCGGCGUCCCCAGUCAGCUCAUUCUCUGUCCCAGAGGAGCAGUCGGACUGGCACCAGAGCUUCCUGUGUGUCCCAAAACGCCCAGGGCAGAAGGUCCGUUCAAGGACAAGAGAGUGCCUACUUUUGUCUUGAAAGCUCCAUGAUCUCCAGCCCAAGGCUCAACACCUCCUUCCAUGCCAAGCAGAUAGUCUAUCCAUCCCACUCAUCUUUUGGGCACGGUAGCCCCUCACAGCCUGUCUACUCUGCAUCUGAGAUCAGCUACAGGGGCCCCAAUUCUCUGAGGCAGCACUCUGUUCACUCUGGCACCUCAACUGGCACACAGAGUGGCUACAAGGCUUUCCAGGACCCUGCGCAGAAAACCUACAGCGGUGACUUGCUUCAAAAGCAUUCCCAUCAUUUUACCCAGGACAAGCCUUUCACUCCCAGGACCUUGAAGUCAGACAGCAGGUCCCAUCUGUCACAGUAUCGCUACUACACCCCCCCUCGGAGGAAAACCAGCCAGAACAGCACUGGCCCCCGAAUGACACGGCAGGAGACAUAUCGCGGAAGCACACAUGCACACAAGGAUUUCUUAUCAACUGAAUUGGAUGAUCCACCUCAGGGAUUUUGUGCUGAACGUGAGUGGUCAGACGAUGACUCCCACGCAUUAGAUACCUCAGCAUUUGGACACCAAAACAAAGAGUUCAAAAGCCGUAACAGUGAUCUUCAUCUUUCUUCCUACAGAGUUUCACCAGAGGGAAUGAAGUCUCCAAUCCUGAAGAGAGUGUCUGCCGAGGAGGAGGAAUUGAUGUACCUUGAAUUUAUCGCUGAUGUAACAAACGAGAUCUUGUCUCGGGGACUCUACUCUGACAGGGUCCUAGAGCGAGUGUUUGAACGCCACGUUGAAAUAAAUAAACUGCGACUAGACGAGGAUAAAAUGCGCCACCUACUGGAAGUAUUGCAGAAUGACCUGCAGAGUCCAGCCAACACUCCCACCUGUAGCACAGAGCCUAAGAGUAGCGAGCACAACCUGUUGCAUCACUGGCACCGGAAGAGCCCGGACACAGAAGUGACCUUUGACACCAAAGAAGACACUGAUACUUUACCCUAUGCAUCAUUUAAUGAGGGACACAAUGAGAAGCUGGAGAGAACGCUCCCCCUAUCUAUGUCAACACCCCUCCAUAGAAUCUCUCCGGAGAGGACUGUAGAUUGUUCUUCAGAGGAAGCUGUACAGGAGCCGGAUGACCAGCACAAUUACAAACAAGAACAUGAAUCAUCCCUGGCUGAAGAAGCCAGUCACUCUGUAGCCAAUGAUGAGGACCAUAUCUCCCAAAACCCAGCAGCCGUUCAUGAUGAUGGAAUUUCCAGAGAGCUGGAGGAACUGGGCAGAAACAUUGCAGAGUCACUGUGUGUGACCAGUAAUUCAAAUAAUGACUCACAGGGCGUCACAGAACUUUUUAACAAAGUACCCUCUCUCAGUGAUGAUGACUUUUGAAGAUAUUUUUGAUAGUUGAUGUUGCCUAAGGAGACUUGUUACAACUUAUAUAUUCAAAAAUUAAAACUUACAGUGUACUUACUGUUCAUAUUGUGGAAUGCCCACCCCCUGCCAAGGUGGAGUUAGUUCAAGGCACUGCAUUGCCAUGGAGAUUUAUACAGUAUUAGCUAUUUACCAAUAAGUAUACCAAUAGUCAGAACCAGAAAUAGAUUUUUGUACUGUACUGAUCUAAGUGUUGCUCACGUGUUUAGUGGCCUAUUUGAUUUUCUUUGAAGUAGCAUCAGUAAUCGCAUGUUAGUUUCACACUCUCAGGACCCUUACAGAAUGUAAUGCAUUUUUGGAGGAAACAGGCUUUUUAUUCUCAUUCAAUGCACUGUAGUCUUUAACCUGUAUCUUACUAUGACUGUGACUGAUAAUAACUAUAUUUUCAAUUUUUACAAUAAAAUGUUUGUUAUCCGCUGA
Messenger RNA from Osmerus eperlanus (European smelt), 2397 nucleotides. It is a transcript of the gene spata7, whose product is annotated as spermatogenesis associated 7. NCBI's taxonomy places the organism in Eukaryota, Metazoa, Chordata, Actinopteri, Osmeriformes, Osmeridae. The transcript is spliced from 12 exons. Gene Ontology annotation, cellular component: axoneme; ciliary basal body; rod photoreceptor outer segment. The record is from RefSeq and is a predicted model, not a curated record. Bases 169 to 1935 code for a protein of 588 amino acids. Gene Ontology annotation, biological process: protein localization to photoreceptor outer segment; microtubule cytoskeleton organization; protein localization to photoreceptor connecting cilium.